ACCCUCGCUUCAUUUCUCCGCAGUCCGCACAUUUUUCGCUUCAUCGUUUUUGACGGCUCGGAACCAUGAGGAGCUUCUUGGUCAGAUCCGCCGAAUCCGCGCUCCGACGCGGCGGCAACGGCCCCUCCGCCCGCCGCCUCUUCUCCUCCCUCUCCGCCCCCGAUCGUAAGGUCGCCGUCCUUGGUGCCGCCGGCGGGAUCGGCCAGCCCCUCGCCCUCCUCAUGAAGCUCAACCCCCUCGUCUCCAGCCUCGCCCUCUACGAUAUCGCCGGCACCCCCGGCGUCGCCGCCGAUGUCAGCCACAUCAACACUCGCGCCAAGGUGGCCGGCUAUGCUGGCGAGGAGCAGCUAGGCGAGGCGCUCGAGGGCUCCGAUGUUGUGAUCAUCCCCGCUGGCGUGCCACGGAAACCCGGCAUGACUCGUGACGAUCUCUUCAACAUCAACGCUGGCAUCGUUAAGUCCCUAUGCACCGCCAUCGCCAAGUACUGCCCUAACGCUGUUGUUAAUAUGAUCAGCAACCCAGUGAACUCUACUGUGCCAAUUGCAUCUGAGGUGUUCAAGAAGGCAGGAACAUACGAUGAGAGAAAGUUGUUCGGUGUCACUACCCUGGAUGUAGUCAGAGCCAAAACCUUCUAUGCUGGGAAAGCUAAUAUUCCUGCAGCUGAUGUUAAUGUUCCCGUUGUUGGUGGGCAUGCUGGCAUAACCAUCUUGCCCCUGUUCUCCCAGGCAACUCCUGCUAGUAAUGAUUUGUCUCAUGAGGAUAUCAAGGCUCUCACCAAGAGGACCCAGGAUGGUGGGACGGAGGUUGUGGAAGCAAAGGCUGGAAAAGGCUCCGCAACCUUGUCAAUGGCAUAUGCAGGAGCAAUUUUUGCAGAUGCAUGUUUGAAAGGUCUUAAUGGCACUCCUGACAUUGUUGAGUGUUCAUUUGUGCAAUCAACCAUUACAGAGUUGCCAUUUUUUGCAUCUAAGGUGAGGUUGGGAAAGAACGGAGUGGAAGAAGUUCUCGGACUAGGUCCUCUGUCUGACUACGAGAAAGAGGGCUUCGAAAAUCUUAAGCCAGAACUGAAAGCCUCGAUAGAAAAGGGUAUCAAGUUCGCUAACCAAAAUUAAUGAGAUUUCCAGAGUCACAAAUUUUGCUGCUGCGAGCCGGUAGAGUCUCGAUGCCCUUUUUUCGUCAUUCUAUUUGAGAGGGUGGGCCAAUUCGGCCUUCAAAACUUGUUCAAAUAAAUUAUUCAGAAAACCUCCAAGACUCGGUUUCCUAUGAGAGCAUUUCAUUUCGAUUGUACCGAUUUGGACUCCUGAUGUUUAAUUUGAGCGGGCUUAGCGCUUCGUAGAAUAUAUAAUUGCUAAGGUUUUGUUUUUGGUAA
Zingiber officinale is the source of this 1366-nucleotide messenger RNA. RefSeq names its product malate dehydrogenase, mitochondrial-like. NCBI's taxonomy places the organism in Eukaryota, Viridiplantae, Streptophyta, Magnoliopsida, Zingiberales, Zingiberaceae. The record is from RefSeq and is a predicted model, not a curated record. Gene Ontology annotation, cellular component: mitochondrion; cytoplasm. The transcript has 7 exons. Gene Ontology annotation, molecular function: L-malate dehydrogenase (NAD+) activity. The coding region runs from base 66 to 1109 and encodes 347 amino acids. Gene Ontology annotation, biological process: tricarboxylic acid cycle; malate metabolic process.